UUGAUCUACAUUUAUUCGGCGAAACAUUCUUCUACCACUCAAAUUAGCAGACAGAGACACUGAAAUCGACACCCCGAAAACCUAGUCCGGCCACCAUGGCCGAGCAGGGCACCGCAGGCCCUCUCAUCGUCCCUGAAGCGCCACUGGCCUCUGACAAGACAGGCGAGACCGACAACUGGCUGAAGGAUCGCAUCGUCAACGUCUAUGUCGGGGCGGAAGAGAAGCGUUGGGCCGUCCACGAGAAGCUGCUGUCGAGCAAGUCACUCUACUUUGACCGCGUGUUCAACGGCCGCGGAGACAUCAAGGGCCGCAACGAAUUGCGGAUGCCCACCGCAGACCCUCGUCUGUUUGCACUACUCGUCCGCUGGCUGUAUGGCACUGCCUUUGCGACGUCUGGAGGCACCCGCAUGUUCCGCUUCCCGCUGCCCGACGGUAAAGACAUCACCGUUAGGGACUACCUCGGCCUGUACGUGCUCGGCGGUAAGAUUGACAUCAUCGGGGUGCGUAACGCGGUCAUCAACGCGCUGUACCUGUACUGGGGGGCCGAGACGGACGAGGUGCGGUGCCCGAGCCUGCACGACGUGCAGUACGUGUUCGCGAAUACGGACGCCAAGUCGCACAUGCGGCGGCUAAUCCUAGCGCACGCGCUGUUCUACCUGUUUGGCCGCAAGCGCCGCGGUGACGUGCUGCUCGCCGAGUGGGAGGACGUGCUCAAGGCCAACGGCGAGAUCGGCUGGUCUAUGAUCAGUAUGCUCGCUGACUGGCGUUGGGUGAUGGGAAUUAAUGUCCCGGGUAUGAAGAUUAAGCCGCGACAGGACUUUCACGAGCCACUUGUCGAGGCCACCGCGCCGUCGUCGCAGGGUCAAGAGAGCGGCAUGGUCAAGGGCGAGCCCGAGGAGCAGUAACAGAAUACAGAGGAGAGAAGGACAGAACUGGAGAGGGAAAGGCGAGAGAACGGCCAG
Lasiosphaeria miniovina is the source of this 962-nucleotide messenger RNA. RefSeq lists its product as uncharacterized. The record is from RefSeq and is a predicted model, not a curated record. The transcript is spliced from 3 exons. The coding region runs from base 96 to 905 and encodes 269 amino acids. Gene Ontology annotation, molecular function: protein binding. Lineage: Eukaryota; Fungi; Ascomycota; Sordariomycetes; Sordariales; Lasiosphaeriaceae.